Messenger RNA from Fusarium oxysporum Fo47, 1752 nucleotides. Its product is annotated as heterokaryon incompatibility protein-domain-containing protein. NCBI's taxonomy places the organism in Eukaryota, Fungi, Ascomycota, Sordariomycetes, Hypocreales, Nectriaceae. The transcript is spliced from 3 exons. The record is from RefSeq and is a predicted model, not a curated record. The annotation marks the transcript as partial.
AUGGCUUCCUUCGACUACGAUACGACGAGUAGCUCCUACUGGGGCAAAAUAGUUGCUAUUGGCUUGGUUUGGACACCGUCCGCGUACUUCUUCAAUUCAUGGGUCAAUAACCAGCCGCCUGGUACUUUUGUAAACAUCGCCUGGGUAAUCUUUUCAAUCCUACAGCAGUCCGCCGAAGACUGCCAUCUAUGUAACCUCCUCUGGCAUUCAUCAUUUGGUGCUCAGACGAUCCCAGCACCUGGAGCAUACUCGGAAGAGACCAUCACCCGGGAACUAGAUAGCACUACGCCGCUACUCUCCGUAGUUUCUAGCUCACGCAAUUCUCUUGACUGUGAACAAGGCGACGAAGCGAGGAACCUUUCAGUCCAAAUCUCGGCAACUCGAAAUUUUGGCCAAGAACAAUUACUUCAUGUCCGCCUAUACGAGAAAGGGUUUAGUCCAUUCCCGUGGCUGACGAUUGAAGACGACAGAUAUGUAUCUGAUAAACAUAGUUGCGAGAAGUCCAACAUGACAGGCUCUGAGGCCAGCUUUUUUUGGGCCCAAGAAAUGGUUGAGAAAUGCGAACGAGAGCACCAUUAUUGCCGUAACCACUUCAUUCGAUCAGACAGCCAGCGAUAUCUUCCUAAACGACUUAUUGAUGUCGGAGCGAGGGACAAGGGGGCCAUGCAGCUCGUUUUGAGUGACCAAAUCCGAUCAGACAACGAUGUCGUUGAGUAUGCUGCCCUGAGUCACUCCUGGGGUACGACGGUCAAGUCUGAGCUCAGGAACGACAACGAAGAAACGAUGAAGACGAUUUUAACAGAGACCCUGGAUUCAAACUUCAGAGACGCCGUUGACAUAACUUACAAAUUGGGGAUCAAAUAUUUAUGGAUCGACUCGCUCUACAUCAAACAACGCACCAAGGAAUGGGAAGAGGAGUCUGGAGAUAUGGGCCUCGUUUACGCCAGGGCAAAGGUGGUGAUAUCAGCGACAGCAUCUAAGAACUCACAGGGCGGCUGCUACAAACCCAAAGAUCUCUUUCCUUUCGACUGCGUCCUAUGUAGCAACUGGAACUCUUCACUCGUCGUUCGCACGUUGACUCCAUAUCCCGAUUUGGUCCAGCUCUUCCACGAUAAGGUAGAUCGUUCGUUCCUGGCUACGAGAGGUUGGACUUUUCAAGAAAGGUUCCUCGCUAGCAGGAUUGUGCACUUCUGCUCAGGACUGAUGAUGUUUGAGUGCAACACAUUGACUACCUCUGAGUGUCAUAGGGAAGAAGAAUAUCCCCUUAAUACCCAGUUUAGCCAGGAUGGUACUUUGAACGCACCAACAGUCUCCCAUCCAGGCCCUGAACCACCCAGACAGCUCUGCAAUACGACAAUCGUGAGACAUGCCGGGUCUUCUACAAGACCUAUCACACGCCCAGCCAAGAACACGGUUAAGAAAAGUUGGUCCGCAAACCCCAAGCAUCGAGCAUGGACCAGCAAGAAACAGCGCUAUGAUGCACAAGUAUCGUCUAUAAGGGCCAAUGCUGCUAGACUGAGUAUUCGGGGGGCUUUCAGCUUUCUUUGGUCGUUCAGGGGACAGAAUAUGCAGGAGAAGGCAGAAUUCCAUCUGCGGUGGUAUGAGAUGGUGACGAGCUACUCGGUUCGCAACCUGACGAAUGAUGGCGACAAAAUAAUGGCCAUUGCCGGCGUUGCCUACUUUGUCCAACAGAGCACGGGUUUCAAGUACGCCGCUGGCCUCUGGGACGAGACAUUACCCUUUAAUCUCCUC